This is a messenger RNA of Paecilomyces variotii, 1462 nucleotides long. Its product is annotated as sterigmatocystin biosynthesis dehydrogenase stcV. Lineage: Eukaryota; Fungi; Ascomycota; Eurotiomycetes; Eurotiales; Thermoascaceae. Bases 211 to 1362 code for a protein of 383 amino acids. The transcript is spliced from 6 exons. The record is from RefSeq and is a predicted model, not a curated record.
CUGGUGUCCCCACUAGUAAAGGCGGAUUGCUCGAUUCUCCCCAUGGCUCGUCUCUACGUAAUGGUGCGAUCUUUCUACUAAUGAGGUUUAAUCGAGAUCCUGAGAGGGAAGCCAUCGCUAUUCGGAUGACAGACAUCUGAGACAUUUCUGAUAACAAUCGGACGUCUCAGACUCUAUCCGUGCCGAUUACGACAAACUUCUUUUGGAAGGAUGUCUGUGUUUUCCCUCGCGCCAAAGCCAGCAAGUUUGCUAGGCUAUCACCGAGUGCUGGCGCCCUCUGCUGGCAUCAAAGUAUCGCCUCUAUGUCUUGGAACGAUGAACUUUGGGGAGGCCUGGAAGGAGUUUAUGGGCGAGUGUAACAAGGAGCAGUCCUUUGCAGUGCUGGACGCUUUCUACGAAUUGGGCGGUAAUUUUCUGGACACCGCAAACAACUAUCAACAGGAAGAGUCCGAGAUGUGGCUGGGGGAAUGGAUCAAGAAACGUGGUAAUCGAGAUCAAUUAGUUAUCGCAACCAAGUACACGACUGGAUUUCGAACAUCACAUUUCGAUACGGAGCCUCUGCAGUCCAACUUCGUGGGUAAUUCCACGAAGAGCAUGCGAAUCUCGGUCAACCACAGUCUGCAGAAGCUUCAGACUGAUUACAUUGACCUGCUAUAUGUCCAUUGGUGGGACUUUACUACAUCCGUCGAAGAGGUCAUGCAUGGACUUAACGCCCUGAUCACUUCUGGCAAAGUACUGUAUCUCGGGGUCUCGGACACUCCAGCCUGGAUCGUGGUGAAGGCCAAUGAUUACGCACGAUCUAAUGGCUUAAGACCGUUCUCUGUCUAUCAAGGUAAAUGGAACGCUGGUUUCAGAGAUCUUGAGAGAGAUAUUAUCCCUAUGUGCCGUGACCAAGGAAUGGCUAUCGCCCCCUGGGCACCUCUAGGCCAAGGCAAAUUUAAGUCGGCUGAGCAACGGAAUAGUGAGCAUAAUGCUGGAAGUGCGAGGGCUUCAGCCCUGAGUGAGAAUGACAUCAAGGUGUCUGAAGCACUGGAGAAAAUCAGCAAGAGAAAGAACACUAGCAUCCAUGCUAUCGCGAUUGCGUAUGUGAUGCAUAAAACUCCCAACGUUUUCCCCAUUAUCGGGCAGCGGAAGGUUGAACAUCUCAAAGCCAAUAUCGAAGCCCUCAGUGUGGUCCUAUCCGAUGAGGACCUGGCUGAAAUUGACAAUGCGGUUCCGUUUGAUGUUGGCUUUCCAAUGAAUUUUAUCUUUCGCGAUCACUAUUCUUCCAACAGCACGGCAGCAGAUGUCUUUCUGACGAAGGUGUCUGCUCAGAUUGAAGUUUCCCCACAUCCUGCGCCAGUGCGGCCUCGUAAGGCGUGACGAUCUAACUAACAUGUUUUGCUUCCUUGGUCUUGUUAUCACUGGGCUUCCUGUCAUGUAUGCAGUUCGUCUGAUUUAAGUAGCUAUAGUUAAGUCCAGC